AUGUCAGCAACGCCUCGCAAGCCUGGAACUCCCGGCAAUUCCAGCAAAUCAUCACCCGCAGAUCCGCACUCAACCAACGGGUCCACCACACGAGGGCAUGCACGCUCGCCCAGUGCCGCAACCAACGGACUCAACCGUUCCCCAUCUUUAAGAGGAUCUACUCCCGUCUCUGCGCGCGCGGCUGCAAGAAAACCUGGCCGCUCCAACCUCAGCAUGUCGAACGUUCCACGAGUCUCCAAUGACCCCUCUGAAGAAGAGGCGCGGGCCCAGAAUGCCGCCCUCAUCGAGGACCUACGAUCUCAGCUUCAAAAAGCCGAAACGGCUUCCGAACAAUACCAGAAACAGCUGGGCGUUUUGCAAAUGCGUCUUGAUGAAGCAAUCAGUGAACAAAGCAAGUUGGAGGACCAGGCCCAUGAGCGAGAUAGUCGGAUCGAGACACUUAGCAAUGAAAUCCGUGACCAGGGUCGUCAGAUCCGUGACUUGGAACAAAACCACGAGUCCGAGCGGAACGCCAUGUUGCAAGAGAAAGAGCAACAGACCAGCCGGGAGGAAGAGAUGCAAGCAACUAUUCAACGAUUGAAGGAUUCAGUGGCGCAAAAGGAUAUGCGCAUGAACGCAGAAGGUGACCGCCACCAAGUCUCUCGAUCCUCCAGCUUCCGCAACCGAUCUUCCCCGGACGUCGAUGGCCAAUUCGCACCCUCUUCGCACCUCGAGCGUAGCCCCUCCCGCAACAACUCUACCCUUCUACUGCAGAAAGAUAAGGUUAUCGAGUCACUACGCCUCGAACUGGCCGAAUCGCAGAUCAAACUUGUUGAAAUGGAGAAUGCGGGCGGUGGCCGCCAGCGUGAGCUAGAGAAAGACCUCCUCGAGGCCCGCAUGGCUAACGCUCGGUUGAUGGAAGACAAUGAAAGCUACCAACUCCUGCUCAGCGAGAAGACUCUCACCGGAGAUUUCACCAAGGGUGAGUUCAUGCGGGAUGCUCAUCCAUCUAAGGAAUCGUCUGGUGGCCUGGGAUCCUUGGCAGAUGAGCUGGAGUCAGUGGAUGAGUCGCCUGAAAAUGAUUCCACCUCCAAGCCAGAGGGAGAAAUCAAGGCCCUCAAAGACCAGAACAAAGCCCUUACGCUCUACAUUGAACGUAUUAUUAGCCGAGUCCUCAUGCACGAUGGGUUCGAACAUGUUUUGGACCGGAAUGAAGACCAGUCUGGCGGAAAGUCAGGCAAUGACAAGGACCUUCCCCCGACCCCUCCAGAGAAGGAUGAUGCACAUUCGUCUUUCUUGGAACGUGCCAAGUCAGUGGUCGGUGUUCAACCUGCUCGCCCUUCAACUCAACCCCGGUCGCGUCCAACCAGCAUGAUGCCUCCCCCCACCCCAUCGCAGAACAACCCCAAUGAGAACCCCAACACCGCACCAAGCAUUCCCUUCCGCACCCAGUCUGUUAGAGCUAGCCACCGCCGCAGCCGCUCUGAACAGGUCGACCCCGGCGCUGCCAAUAUGGUUGGGCAGAUCUACCGCGGACGCAACUCCGGUGGACCCAUCAGCCCGACUGCUAUGGGCCCUGGAUCGCGCCAAAGCAUGUUCUCCGGAGCAGCCAGCUAUAUCUCCAGCAUGAGCCGUGCUCCAUCCAUGUCCAGCCAGCCAGACCGGGCCGGCCACAGCAGCUCCCCUAGUAUCACAAGCGACCCUCACGGAGAUACUGCCUCUACAGGGGCCACAUCCAGCCCUCCUCGUUCCAGCGGUGGAAUGAACAACUACACUGGAGCCGUGAUGCAGCAGGAUAAGCUGCGUCCUUUGCGCCUUGUCAGCGAAACCACCAGGCUUAAGGAAGAAGAAGAAGCGGCCCGCAAGAAGGCGAACCGUGCGAGCUGGAUUCCGUGGUUAAACCGCGCCAAUGCUGAAGAACCUGCGCCGCAGUAG
Molecule: messenger RNA, 1914 nt
Organism: Penicillium antarcticum
Lineage: Eukaryota; Fungi; Ascomycota; Eurotiomycetes; Eurotiales; Aspergillaceae
Exons: 2
Coding region: 1-1914 (637 amino acids)
Source: RefSeq, a predicted model, not a curated record